AUGCAACAUAUUAAAAGCAAAAGCAAUUUAUUUAGCAAAGUUUUAAUUCAACAAAAUAGAAGAUAUACAACUGGAAAUGUAAUUUCAAACAACUAUCUCUUUGGUGAUCAAUUUGGUAAAUCUCACACAUCAAAAGAUAUUUUCGAUAAUAAAAAAGUUGUUGUUUUUGGUAUUCCUGGAAAUAAUCCAACUGAUGAUUUCCAUCAAAUUCCAUCAUUUGUUAAAAAUGUCGAUAAAUUUUACAAUAAAGGAAUUGAUAAUGUCAUCUGUUUACAAAGUGCAGAUGCCGCUAUUUUAAGAGCUAAAUCAAUUAGUUUAGAUCCACUCAGAACUAUUGGAUUUUUACAAGAUAAAGAUUGCAAAUUUGCUGUGGAUAAUGCAUUAACAGAAGAUGAAUAUUUAAAAGGUUUAGGUACAGAAAGUCCAGUUCAUGAAUUUAAAAGAUUUGCAUUAAUUAUUGAUAAUGGUAGAAUUGUUUUUGAAAGUGUUGAAAAAGAUCCAACAGAUUAUGAACAUACAACUGCUGAUGUUGUACUUAAACAACUUUAA
Messenger RNA from Dictyostelium discoideum AX4, 549 nucleotides. RefSeq lists its product as hypothetical. The record is from RefSeq and is a predicted model, not a curated record. The transcript has 3 exons. Bases 1 to 549 code for a protein of 182 amino acids. Gene Ontology annotation, molecular function: oxidoreductase activity. Gene Ontology annotation, biological process: cellular response to oxidative stress. NCBI's taxonomy places the organism in Eukaryota, Evosea, Eumycetozoa, Dictyosteliales, Dictyosteliaceae.